UGUUGUGUAUUUUGUUAUUUCGCGGCAGAAUAAUUUCAUUUCUACAAAAAGUAGUUGUUAAACUAUAAAUUAAACAACCAAUUAAUUCUACUACAACUACAAGUGUGUGCAUUGUUCGAAAAGUAACAGCGCAGCUUUGUUGUCGCAUACCAAAAAGAAGAAAAAACAGAAAAGUAAAACGCACGUGUGCGGCACACGAGAUAGCAUGGAAACAGAGAAUGGCGAGGGGCAGGUGCAGGUACACCUUAAAACCAAACAAGAACACUAUGCUGUGCCGGAUGUGCCUUAUGCUAUUGAAGGUAGCGUGACUACCACGGAGCUAAAUAUUUUCCUCAACGCCUUACUGCAAGACAAGGACGUGGGCAAUGUUGACUUUGAUUUUUUGGUGUUUGAUGAGUAUCUGCGUGGACGACUGUGCGAUCAUUUGCGCGAGAAGGCCAUCAGCUUUGAGGAUGCCAUUGAGAUUGAGUAUGUGGAGCGAUUUCCUGCGCCUGAGCCGCAGGAUUGUUUGCUACACGACGAUUGGGUGUCUGCGGUAAAAACGCGCGGCAAGUGGAUCUUGACUGGCUGCUACGACAACACUAUUAAUAUAUGGACCAGCAAGGGCAAGCAUAAGUUAACCAUUCCUGGACACACGGCGCCUAUUAAGGCAGUAGACUGGAUAUCGCUGGACGAUGAGGCUGGACGCUUUGUGAGCAGCUCGCAGGAUCAGACAGCCAUGCUCUGGAAAUGGAAUAUUGCCUCGAACGCCGUCGAGUGCAUCUCAGUGUGCAAGGGUCACGAACGUGGUGUCGAUAGCGUUGGUGUAAGUCCUGAUGCUCAACGCUUUGCCACAGGCUCCUGGGAUACAAUGCUUAAAAUCUGGUCAGCCGAAUUAGACGACAGUGCAGAAGGUGCCUCAAAACGCGUCAAAGAGAGCGGAGUGAGAACUCCAAAAAUGACGCUGCAGGGACACAGGGAGAGUAUCUCAGCAGUGCAAUGGAUGGAUGGUACCACGUUGCUCACAGGCAGCUGGGAUCACACGCUCAAGGUGUGGGAUCUCAAUAUGGAAGGCAUCAAAACAGAAAUAUCCACCAACAAAUCCAUUUUCGAUGCCAACUAUUCAAACUUAAAUCGUCUAAUUGUCACCGCUUCAGCCGACAAGAAUCUUCGUCUAUACGACGCGCGCACAAAUCAGGGCUCUGUGGUACGCAACACCUACUUGGGCCACAAUGCCUGGGUGCAAACGGUCAUGUGGUCGACAACGGAAGAGUUUCUCUUUGUCUCCGGUGCCUACGAUAACCAGAACAAGCUAUGGGAUUGCCGUAGCCCAAAGGCGCCACUUUACGAUCUGCUGGGACAUGGCGAGAAAGUAUUUGACAUUGACUGGACGAAUCCUAAGUACAUUGUAUCUGGCGGCGCUGACAAUACAGUGCGUGUAUUCAAAUCACGCAAAGCGCAGGGUGAAGACAUGGACACCAAGUAGUGUUCCACACACACGCUUUCUAUAUUAAAUAUGUUUGUAGUAACUGUUAGGCGCUGCUAAGUUUAAAUAAAG
Molecule: messenger RNA, 1537 nt
Organism: Drosophila busckii
Lineage: Eukaryota; Metazoa; Arthropoda; Insecta; Diptera; Drosophilidae
Product: ribosome biogenesis protein WDR12 homolog
Exons: 4
Coding region: 206-1465 (419 amino acids)
Biological process (GO): ribosome biogenesis
Cellular component (GO): preribosome, large subunit precursor
Molecular function (GO): protein binding
Source: RefSeq, a predicted model, not a curated record